This is a messenger RNA of Lingula anatina, 1222 nucleotides long. RefSeq lists its product as uncharacterized. Lineage: Eukaryota; Metazoa; Brachiopoda; Lingulata; Lingulida; Lingulidae. The record is from RefSeq and is a predicted model, not a curated record.
AUACCCUGAAGAGAAAAAGAACAACAUUUAAGAAUGCCCAGGUGGUGAAAGACCACAUGCAGGGUAUUCUCAUCCAAAAGAUCCACAAGAGAGAUUUAGAUCGUGAGAUGGAAGAGGAAAGACAGCGGCAAAUAAAAAUAAUGGAAAAUUUAAGCGGGGGUUAUGAUCUAGAGCAGUCCCCAAGCACAGAGAACCUACUGAAGUACAUAUCUGUCACCAACCAGAGGAAGCAUAUUAUGCAAGAAGACCUGUUAGAUGCCAUGGAAUUGAUGGAGGAGGAUGAGGAGGACCUGGAUGGAGAGUUGAUACACUAUGCUGAGGAGAUGAAGGACAGGGCUUUGCGAGAAAUGAAGAACGGGUUAUACAGGAUUCAGUUUGAUGUUCUGACAAGAGUAGAACAGUUUCGCCGGGCUAAUGAAUUUAAAGUUCUGGCCAAGGAAUCCCUUACACAGAAAUGCAUGAAGGCUUGGGAUGAACUGCAGUCAGAAAUGAACAGACAUUUUGCAUUGGUAUUGCAACAAGUCACAGAGGCUGAAUACAUUUCUGUGGAUUUAUCUGAGGUCAGAAAGAGACUGUUUCUGGAACAACUUAGCAGAAGAGCUGCCAUCAAGUUUGUUGACAAAGAAUGUGCUGAGGAGCGUAAGCGAAGGAUUCAAGAACUUGAGGAUGAAGCAGAACAUCCAGACCCGGCCAAGGAAAUACUCAAAGAGACCAUGGCCAAUGUACAAAUACAGCUGGUUGUGGACAAGUUUCAUGGAUACAAGGUGACACCCAUAUACCAAGAAAUGGUGUUUGAAACUUCAAAUGAAGAUCGCAAGAAGAGAAAAUUGAGAUUAAGUGCACGGAGGAGGUCUAAUGUAACUUUGGGUGAAGGCUUCUGAAAAUAAUUUGCAGCAAAUGUAGAACCAGACUAUGGGAAUCAAGAUUCUUCAAUUGAUAAACAAAAAUACAUAUCAAAAUCUCUAUUACUUUAACUAUCAUCAGUUUAUUGACCUACAUGUACAUCAUUUCUCUCAACAAAAAACGAUUUAGUGCAAUAUGUCAAAUAUUUCAUAAAGACUGCAUAAUGACUGGCAUUUAUACAGUGUAGUAAGCAAUACAGAAGCUAAGAAAAAGACUUCUUACAAUAGUGCCAAAACAGUUUACCUCAAUGCAAUUUGAAAUAUAUCACUCUUGCCAAAUAUGUUACAUGUAUGGUGAUUAGUGUAAUAUACCAAUAUGU